CCCGAACGACAGAAGAUCAGCAGCUAGCGGCACAGCUCAGCCUGGAGAGCAGCGGAAAGCUGAUAAGGAUGAGUUCAUGUGCUGACAUCUGUGGGUCCAAACAACCUCAAAAUACUCCAGAAGGAAUAUACCAUCGUUAUGGAGUUCGGUCCUACCUCCACCAGUUUUAUGAGGACUGCACAGCUUCAAUCUGGGAAUAUGAUGAUGAUUUUCAGAUCCAGAGAUCGCCUAGUAGGUGGAGCUCUGCUUUCUGGAAGGUCGGACUCAUAUUGGGCAUUAUCCUCAUGCUGGCGGGUCUAACGGUGCUUUCAGUGGGGUUUCUAGUACCACCUAAAAUCGAAGCUUUUGGGGAAGAUGAUUUUGUGGUCGUGGAUAGCCACGCCAUUCAGUUCAACGGAGCCCUUGAUAUCUGUAAGUUAUCAGGGGCCAUUUUGUUCUGCAUUGGAGGAACUACACUGGCUGCAUGUCUUUUGAUGUCUGCCUUUGCUAAAAGUUACUCCAAAGAAGAAAAGUACCUUCAACAAAAAUUUAAAGAAAGAAUAGCAGACCUAAAAGCUCACGUUCAUCCAGUGACAAAGGCCCCAGCUCCAGGAGAAGCAAAGAUACCCGUCACUUUGUCCAAAGUUCAAAAUGUCCAGCCUUCAUCAGAAACCUGACAUUUACCCUUCAAUGUAAAAUUCUUGAAAUUGAAAAAGGUCAGCUUUUGUGAUUUUUACAGUGAAAGUCUUGUUUUGCAGUACAGUUCAACUGUACAUGGCUGAAAAAUAUACACAUAGCCCUAACAGCAAAAAUGUGAAAAGAUCAUGGGUUCUUGUGUGUUUUUAUGGAAAGCUUUUUAAGUGGUAAAUCUUUUACAUUCAUAAUGAUGGAAACAUCCAGAAUGCCCUUGAUAUGGUUCCAUACCAGCAGCAUAUUGCUUUUUCUGUUGAGCCCUGAUAUUUACUUGUAAGUGAGCAAAUGAGAAAAUGGGCAAAUAUAAUGGAAGUAACAGCUGAAACGGAUGUGUUGAGAGGAGAGAGAUUGACUGCUUGGGGUGACUUUGAAAAGCAAACAGUAGAUUUGCUCUUAACGUAGAAAUUUCUAUAUGUCUUUAACACUGAUCCAUUAUAUUUCCUUUCAUUCUUCCUUGUAUUAGUGUAGCUGGAUAGUGGCCUUGGUACCGUGUUGUCACAAACCCCUGUUAUUUGUUCUGUUCCUUUGCUAUUGUUUGGUCACCAUUCACUUUCACGUCUCCAUCUUUUAACAUCUAGAGAUGUGAAGCCAAUGAAAUGCUAUGUGUCAAAUGAAUAACGAUGUCUGCUUAAAAUGUUGACAUGAAUAGUUUGCACCUUGUGCCGUUUACGUUCAUAAAAGUCAUAUACGAAACCA
Molecule: messenger RNA, 1368 nt
Organism: Xenopus laevis (African clawed frog)
Lineage: Eukaryota; Metazoa; Chordata; Amphibia; Anura; Pipidae
Gene: nrsn1.L
Product: neurensin 1 L homeolog
Exons: 3
Coding region: 69-656 (195 amino acids)
Biological process (GO): nervous system development
Cellular component (GO): neuron projection; transport vesicle; neuronal cell body
Source: RefSeq, marked provisional